AUGGCGCCAUCCCUCGAACAAAGCGACUCGGUCGACGACGUGCUCUCCAACCCCCUCAAGCAGAAGCCGCAGCUCGUCGCCCCGGAGCCGGAGCACUGUCCCGGGCCGGAAUCUGAGCAGGCCGGCUCAGCAGACUCGUGCGCGGGGUGCCCGAACCAGGCCAUCUGCGCGUCGGCGCCCAAGGGCCCCGACCCCGACAUCCCAGUCAUCUCGUCGCGCCUCGAGAAUGUCAAGCGCAAGAUCCUCGUCCUCAGCGGCAAGGGCGGCGUCGGCAAGAGCACCUUCACGUCGCUGCUCGCGCACGCCUUCGCGACCAACCCGGACAGCAACGUCGGCAUCAUGGACACGGACAUCUGCGGCCCGAGCAUACCCAAGAUGAUGGGCGUCGAGGACGAGACCAUACACGUCAGCGGCUCCGGCUGGACGCCGGUCUGGGUCAUGGACAACCUGGCCGUCAUGAGCAUCCAGUUCAUGCUGCCCAGCCGCGACGAGGCCGUCAUCUGGCGCGGGCCCAAGAAGAACGGCCUGAUCAAGCAGUUCCUCAAGGACGUGGAAUGGGGCGACCUGGACUUUAUGCUCGUCGACACGCCACCGGGCACCAGCGACGAGCACCUGAGCGUAAACUCGUUUCUCAAGGAGAGCGGCAUCGACGGCGCCGUCGUCGUCACCACACCGCAGGAGGUCUCGCUACUCGACGUGCGCAAGGAGCUCGACUUUUGCCGCAAAGCAGGCAUUCGCAUUCUAGGCCUGGCCGAGAACAUGAGCGGCUUCGUAUGCCCCAACUGCAAGAACGAAAGCCAAAUAUUCAAGGCCAGCACAGGCGGCGGCCGCGCCCUCGCCGAGGAGAUGGGCAUACCGUUCCUUGGUGCUGUCCCGCUGGAUCCUCGCAUUAGAAUGGCAUGCGACUACGGAGAGAGUUUCUUUGAUUCGUUUCCAGAUAGCCCCGCGUGCAAGGCCUUCCAAGGGGUGGUACGCAACCUAGCGAAGCAACUGGGGCUGGAUACAAAGAAUAUAUUACCAGAAUAA
Messenger RNA from Akanthomyces muscarius, 1026 nucleotides. RefSeq lists its product as uncharacterized. NCBI's taxonomy places the organism in Eukaryota, Fungi, Ascomycota, Sordariomycetes, Hypocreales, Cordycipitaceae. Gene Ontology annotation, molecular function: ATP-dependent FeS chaperone activity; 4 iron, 4 sulfur cluster binding; ATP binding. The record is from RefSeq and is a predicted model, not a curated record. The coding region runs from base 1 to 1026 and encodes 341 amino acids. Gene Ontology annotation, biological process: iron-sulfur cluster assembly. Gene Ontology annotation, cellular component: cytosol. The transcript has a single exon.